Gregarina niphandrodes is the source of this 1090-nucleotide messenger RNA. RefSeq lists its product as hypothetical. NCBI's taxonomy places the organism in Eukaryota, Apicomplexa, Conoidasida, Eugregarinorida, Gregarinidae. The transcript has a single exon. The record is from RefSeq and is a predicted model, not a curated record. The annotation marks the transcript as partial.
CCACUCCACGGCGAAUGAAGAGCGCACCUUAGUUCGUCUAACUGGCUCCCCCGGGCCCUCGUCGGUCAAUGUGAGCACUGCCCGCACGACGAAGUUCUUGGAAAGCGGGACUUGCUCCGUGACGGCUUCGGACAAGACGUGGCAGAGGCGAUUGCUCACCACCACACACGUCUGUCGCUCCACCACCGGCGCGGUCGAAGGAAGCAACGGUUUGCUCCCCAGCUUCUUCUCCCACUGCACAAGCCGCUCCAUUUUGCCCAAGAACUUCCCUCCGGGUGGACAUGCCUUCGUCGCAGGCUCGUGCUUCGCCACACCCGGCCGCCCGGCCACAGGCACACGUUUGGUGGCAGGCUGGCGCUGCACCACAGGUGCAACAACAGCGCGGGGCUUUGCUGCAACCUUUGGUGCUACCAGCUUGGGUGUGGUCGCAUGCGCUGUGGUAGACGGCACAGUCGAGUCGGUAAUCGACGAUGUAGUGGUCGGCUGCGGCAAAGUCACUCGCCUGGAGGAGGUCCUGAGUCCCGGAGUCGUGUUGACAGCUAUGGACCGCUUCAGAGCAGCAAUUUUGGCCCCCAGCUUGACCGCUGCUAUAGCGCUCAAGCCAGUGGGGCACUUGCUGCUCGUCAAACGCUCCAAUUCCGCAUUGGCCUGGGCCACGAUCUGCGCUCGGCGGACCGCCUGGACGACUUCGGCCACAGUGGGGGUGCGUCCAGCGGGGGUAGCCAGCUCCGCAGCGGGGCAGUCCUCAACCGGGGCAACGACAUCCGCACGUGGGAUGCCGCUGUCCAGAGCAGAGGCGACCCCGACCGGGAUAGUCCCGACCGGGGUAACCUCAACUGGCGCAACGACACCCACCGGUGGGAUGCCGACAUCCACAAGUGGGACCAUCUCCACGGAUGGGACGACGUCCACAGGUGGUGAGCCGACCCCGGUCGGGAGAGUCCCGACCGAGGUAACCUCGAGUGAAGUGACGCCAUCCAUAUCCGCUUCGUCGUCCACAGCCAUCGCACUCCGUUCUUCGACCACCGCCUGCUCGGUGGCCAUCAGAUUCCGGACGCAACCCCAUUGGUCGGAGCGCCAGACCUCGCAG